CCGUUUCUCUCUCAUUCUCUCCCACUACCUCUUUACAGUCUCACCGCACGAUAUACAAGUCCACCAGGUCACAGUGGAAUAGCAGCCCCUCAGAAGAAAAACACAAGGUUACCAGGUCUCUCCAAAGUCCCCGCUGCAGGCAGCGGCAGUAGCAGUAGUAAAGCCCACGGAUCCUCAAACCUGAACCGAAGGAGCCAGAGCUUCAACAGUAUUGACAAGAGCAAACCACUGCAAUAUGCUAGCGGCAACGACAGAGAGUCGGUGAAGGGCAUUCCUCUGCCAGGCAGCAUGAACGGCAGUGGCUCGGUGCCCUCCAGCACCAGCGGGCAGCAGCUGGCCUCUGCCAUCCCCUCUCCCACUGCUGCAAAGACCUGGCGAAGCAAAUCCAUGAACAUGAAGCACAGUGCCACCUCGUCUAUGCUGGCCACCAAGCCACCCAGCCCAACCGCUUCCCCAUCCCCUCCCUCGUCAUCCGAUCGCCUCCGGCCCCCAAUCACAGACUCCUCCAAAUCAGCCCCCGGAAACCAGCGCUCCAUGUUGGAGAAAUUCCGGCUCAUCAACCCUAGAUCCGCAUCCAGAACCUCACCCUCAGUGGCUGAAAUGGCUCUCCAGGAGGAGGACGACUUGUCGGAGUUUGGAGAUGAGGGGACCUGCAGUCCCACACCACCCUGCGGGAUCUCAAAACAGCAGGGGAAGUCCCCCGCAUCCUCCUCUGCACCCCCAAACAAGACCAACAACUGCAAGAACCACAACAGUAAGUCCUUGCCACAGCCCAAAGACAAAGAGGACAAGAACAAGACCAAGAGCAAAGCAAGCACGCCACCCAAGGAGGAGCCAGUGAUAGUGGAGCCCUCUAAGAAAGGCUCCAAGAUUGCCAGCCUCAUCCCCAAAGGAAGCAAAACUUCUGCAGCCUCUGUGAAGAAAGAAAGUGCAAUCCCUGCCUCCAGCAGCAUCCCCAAGCCUGGUCUGAAGGCUCCAACAGCAACCGCCAAGCCUGCAGCAAGCCAAUCCAGUGUACCUGCAACUAGUGUACCUGCUACAGGUGGUGAGAAAACCAAACUUAGUAAAGGUGGUCAGUCUAUAUAUAUGCAGAGAUCUUUGGGAGGAUAUGAGAAUCGGAAGACCAGCAUGGUGUCAUCAACCAGUACCUCAGCACUUUCUGGAUCCGCCACAUCUGGACUGGGUGGUGGAGGAGCUUUAGGAGGUAAUGGGACAGUACAACUUCCCCAGCAGCAACAACACAACCAUCCCAACACGGCAACUGUCGCCCCCUUCAUGUAUCGGACAUAUUCAGAGAACGACUGCACAACUGUGUUCCCCCCUGAACCAUAUCUCAGUCCCACAAAAGACCUAGUCUACAGCAAGACCGCCAAACAGUGCCUGGAGGAGAUCUCAGGAGAGGAUCCAGAAACUAGACGGAUGCGUACGGUGAAGAACAUUGCCGACCUGAGACAGAAUCUCGAAGAAACCAUGUCUAGUUUACGUGGGACACAGAUUAGCCACAGUACUCUUGAGACGACAUUUGACACCACUGUAACUACAGAAGUGAACGGUCGUGGCCUCCCUGCCCUCUCAAGCCGCUCCUCCCAAAUGUCUUGGCGUCUCGGCCAAGCGUCGAGCCCCCGUCUUCAGGCCGGUGAUGCUCCUAUCUACGCUUCGCCCAGAUCCAGUGCCGGCACCACUGGUCGCUAUGGUGACCCCUCAAGGUUGUUAUACACUGCCCCCCUGAGGAGAGCGGCCGCCUCAGGGGUUCGAGGGUCAGAGCCGGGAGAGAAAGGUGGGAUUUCGGAGGCGGGGCCAGAGGUGGACGUGACCGGAUACGGUAGCGAUGGUGACAUACUCGCCAAGAAUGUGCACGCAGAUGAUAUCAGUGGGUACCACACAGACGGAGGGCUUUACUCUCGGAAUGUCGACCUCUACUCUCGAAAUGUUGGACGCCCACCAGAGAUGACACCUGCUCAAGACGUCGUUCAGAAAGGGGUCAAAGAGAUGCAAGGGGAAGACAGCUGGGAUGACAGUAGUUCAGUCAGCAGUGGUUUGAGUGAUACUUUAGAUAACAUCGGCACUGACGAUCUGAAUCCACCCACGUAUUCUGGCAUCUCAUCUCGCAAAAGCAAAGCAGCACAGUCAAAUAAAGAUACACACAGACAUACCGAGCAGGAUGCUAGCAGCUGGGCUGGUGCUGAGGAUCUGAAGAAGGUUGAUGAAGAGAUGGAGCCAGGGAUGGACAAGUGGAAGACUUCAUCCCCUUCCUCUUCAUGUCAGGGUGAGGAUGUUGGCCAGAAGACAGGUUUGUCCAUGUCUCAAACAGGCUCCUGGAGGAGGGGCAUGAGUGCCCAGGUUGGCAUCACACCACCACGGACCAAAGGCACGUCCACCUCUCUCAAAACACCAGGUAAAACGGAUGAUGCCAAGGCAUCUGAGAAAGGCAAGGCCCCAUCUAAGAGCCCAAGUAUCCAGCGCUCACCAUCAGAUGCGGGCAAGAGUAGCGGAGAUGAAGGGAAGAAGCCACCCUCAGGAAUUGGUCGACCGCCUACCACAAGCUCUUUUGGCUUUAAGAAGAUUCCGGGUCCCGCCGGAGCCCUCAUCACUGCCAGCGGAGCCACUCUGGCCAGUGGUUCCGCUACUCUAGGCAAGGUACCCAAAUCUGCAGGCAUCGGGAAGGGCACAGGAAUCGGUAAUGGGCAGAAAACAAGUCUUGAUGGUGCUCAACACCAGGACGACACUGUUUUGUUAGGUUGUGGAGGCUCAAAGGUUCCACUCCAGUAUCGCUCCCUACCUAGACCGGCAAAGUCAUCAAGUGGGGGAAGCAGCGUGGUGGGCCGGAGCGGCCAUCGUUCUAGCUCUAGCAGCAUUGAUUCGAAUGUCAGCGGAAAGUCUGCGGGAGGGAGUGGAGGAGUGGUAGGAACCCCAACCAGCACAAAGAGAAGAGACCCUGGGAAAGUAGGAUCAGGACGCUCAAGUCCAGUCACCAUCAACCAGACGGAUAAGGAGAAAGUGGCAGGGUCGGAUCAGGAGGGAACAGGGUUGUCCACCUCCCCCAAAUCCAGUGUCACUUCCACCCAAACUGGACUCAGACAGCCAGGCUCCAAAUACCCAGACAUUGCAUCCCCCACAUUCCGCAGGUUGUUUGGCAGUAAGGCCAGCAGUAAACCCAGUUCCCCUGGCACCCCUGACUCAAGUAAAUGCCCAUCAGCACUGGGCAGCCCUCAUGGCACACUGGCGCGGCAGGCCAGCCUGGAUUCACCCUCCUCAGGAACAGGUAGUCUUGGCAGCAUGGGUGGGCAGAGCGGAGGCAGCAGCCCGCUAUAUGGCAAAACGCCCGAUCUGUGUACUGACUCCCCGGCUUCUAGUCCGGCGUCAGGCCUCUCUCUGCCCUCUAACGCCCGGCCUUGGCCACCAAACCUCAGCAGUUCAUCUGCGGGCAGUAAAGACACACUGAGCUGCCACAGUAUGACCAGUUUACACACAAGCUCAGAGUCCAUAGACCUGCUGCUCCCACACCACCAUGGGCCAAAAGUCACCCGCACGGGCAGUGUCAAGUCCACCCUCUCUGAGGGCAUGCCUCUUGACAGAAACACUCUCCCCAAAAAGGGAUUAAGGUACCCUCCGUCCUCCAGACAGACGUCACAUGAGGAAGGAAAGGAAUGGUUGCGUUCUCACUCCACUGGAGGACUGCAGGACACAGGAAGUCCACUUUCACCACCGGGCACAACCAGUAUCAACACUGGCAAAUACCACUACUCAAACCUGCUGAGCCCCACCAGUAUGUCGCAGUAUAAUCUUCCCAGCACCAGUAUGAGCCGCUCCAACAGUAUUCCAGCACAGGACUCGUUCGAGCUGUACGGGGAGGGACACAAUUUGGGUGGCAGUGCCACCUCGCUGGAGGAACGGCCACGUGGGAUGAGUCGGUCCGGCUCCUUCCGGGACAGCACAGAUGAAGUUCAUGGUUCUUCUCUAUCUUUGGUCUCGAGCACAUCAUCUUUGUAUUCUGCGGUGCUGGCAUUUUUAGACAAGACGGAGGAGAAGGCCCACUCAGAGGGCCAAACAGUCCAAAAUACAACGCAAAUCAGAAAACUGCGAAGAGAGCUGGACUCUUCUCAGGAGAAAGUGGCGACCCUGACCUCUCAGCUGGCGGCCAAUGCACACCUGGUGGCGGCGUUUGAGAAAAGUCUGACAAACAUGACCUGUCGACUGCAGAGUCUAACCAUGACAGCGGAGCAAAAGGAGUCCGAGCUUGCAGAGUUAAGAGAGACCAUCGAGGCAUUGAAAACUCAGAACACAGAUGCUCAGACGGCCAUUCAAGUUGCCCUCAACGGCCCUGAUCACGUUCAUAAAGCAGACCUGAGGAUCCAUCGACAGCACUCGUCAGAAAGCAUGUCCAGUAUUAACAGUGCAGCCAGCCACUCCAGUAUGGGUAGCGCUAAAGAUGCAGACGACAAGAAGAAAAAGAAGAAAAGCUGGGGCAAGGAUAAAGGACACAAGGUGGCUGAUUCCAUCCCCGCCCAGUUGCGGAGCUCCUUUAAGCAGGCCUUCAGCAAGAAAAAGACUAACAAGCCCCAAUCAUCUCAUGAUGAGAUUGAAGAGAUGACUGACUCCUCCCUCCCUUCUUCACCCAAACUACAACACACCAACAGACAGACCAGCCCCACCCAACCACUGCGCUCAUCACCUUCCACCACAGAAUUGUGUGAAUGUACAGAGGCCGAGGCAGAGGUUAUCCUCCAGCUGAAGAACGAGCUGAGAGAGAAGGAGCUGAAGCUGACUGAUAUCAGACUGGAGGCGUUAAGCUCCGCCCACCACCUUGACCAGAUACGAGAAGCCAUGAACCGCAUGCAGAAUGAAAUUGAGCUGCUGAAGGCAGAGAACGACAGACUGAAGUCCAGCGGCAACACCACACCUGCUGCCACACCUGCUAAAACAGCCCGUCCCCCUUCAGAAACCUCCAGCACGUCCUCCUCAUCCUCACGGCAAUCUCUGGGGCUGUCGCUGAACAACCUCAACAUCACAGACACCAUUAUGUCAGAUAUUCUGCUCGAUGAUGGCUAUGAGGGCAAUCUACGCAAAGAGGGCAGGAGUGUCCGUAUAGUGGUCACCAUCAACAGCGACUCCAACAAAACCAAGGCUAGGCAGAAGAAGGAGUAUCUGAUUGGCUCCAUUGGCGUCAGCGGCAAGACUAAGUGGGAUGUGUUGGACGGUGUAAUACGACGCUUGUUUAAGGAGUAUGUGUUCCGAGUGGACCCAUUGACCAGUUUGGGCCUGAAUUCGGAUAGUAUAGUGUGCUACAGGAUGGGGGAUGUGGUCCGAUCUCAUGCCUCUGAGGUUCCUGAACUGUUGCCAUGUGGAUAUCUGGUGGGCGACAACAACGUCAUCAGAGUCAGUCUCAAAGGUGUGAAGGAGGGUAGCAUUGAUGACUUGGUGUUUGACACACUGAUUCCUAAACCCAUCAUUCAACGCUACUUAAACCUGCUGAUGGAGCACCAUAGAAUUAUCUUGUCUGGUCCCAGCGGAACGGGUAAAUCCUUCCUAGCCACUAAACUAGCUUACUACAUCAUCUCCAAGACUGGUCAAGUGGUGACCGACACUAACCUGGCUAGGUUCAAUGUGGACCAGAAAUCCAGCAAGGAUCUUCGGCAGUACCUCUCAAGCCUGGCCGAGCAGUGCAACACCGAGGAGUGUGAGAUCGAGCUGCCCUCUGUAGUUAUUCUGGAUAACCUCCAUCAUAUUGGCUCCCUUAGUGACAUCUUUAAUGGAUUCCUCAACUGCAAAUAUCACAAAUGCCCGUACGUCAUAGGAACUAUGAACCAGGGUGUUUCCUCAUCUCCAAACUUGGAGUUGCAUCAUAACUUCAGGUGGGUGCUGUGUGCCAAUCACACUGAGCCAGUGAAGGGCUUCCUGGGCCGAUUCCUGAGAAGAAAGCUGAUUGAAACUGAGAUUGAUAAAAACAUGCGCAGUAACGACCUCAUCAAAAUCAUCGACUGGAUCCCUAAAACCUGGCAACACCUCAAUUCCUUCCUAGAGGCUCACAGCUCCUCAGACGUCACUAUCGGUCCUCGACUGUUCUUGUCCUGUCCGAUGGAUGCAGACGGUUCACGUGUGUGGUUUACCGACCUGUGGAACUAUUCUUUAGUGCCAUAUCUGCUGGAAGCAGUACGAGAAGGACUGCAGCUGUAUGGAAAGAGGGUGGCAUGGGAGGACCCGUCCAAAUGGGUGAUUGACACCUAUCCCUGGAGCUCUGCCUCCCUGCAACAUGAAGGCCAGUCACUGCUGCAGCUGCGGCCGGAAGAUGUGGGCUAUGAUGGCUACAGCCCCUCUAAAGACGGAGCCGCCUCCAAACAAGUAUCUCAGAGCGACACAGAGGGAGACCCACUGAUGAAUAUGCUGAUGAGGCUACAGGAAGCUGCUAACUACUCCAGCGCCCAGAGCUGUGACAGCGACAGCGCCAGUCACCACGACGACCUGCUGGACUCCUCAUUGGAGUCUGCCCUCUAAACCCCGCCCCAUUAGAAGAAGAAACCUUCUGAUUGGUUGAAAAACAGAGCAAAGGGCCCACAGGACUUGUGCUUAUGAAACAGCCUCCGGUGGUAAAAGGAUGCAGAGUCCAGGAUACGGCGAAUGAAAAGGUGCUGGUGGCACACACGACACUGGCGAAAAAGCGUGUGUGCCCACAUAAUUAAAAAAACAACUGGAAUUUGAAUUUGUUGGAGGUGAUCCGUUAGUUAAACAUGUUUACAGAGGCAAAAGUUUAUUUUAAAUUCACUGAGGUGCAAAAACCUAAAGGGCAACAUUCUGAAUUCUGACCUCAGUUAAUAAACUGGUGCUGCCGUGGUGCCAAAACCAACAUGCGGUUUACACUCAUCUCGCCAGCACUAUUCAUGAAACACGUCUAGCCAACAAGCACAAACGUGCAACGUGUCAUUACCACUACUGUCAAAUCAUAUGCAAAUUCGCCACCACUCGUUUUACUGCCAAGCGUAUAGUGACCUACAGCAUCCCUGCACCACCGACUGCAGCUUACACACCGUUCCAUGCAGUAGUCUUUGAUUGGACCCCACAGCCGUGUGCGUAGUUCUUUCUCUUCUCCACAGGUACAAGACAACUGCUUGUAGGAGAGUGUACCAGCUUUGUGAAAAAGACCAGAAAAUGGUGCUUUCUUGCUGCCUUAAGUGUGCUGAGCUCUGAAGACAUUGAAACGCGGUGCCGCUGUCCUUUUUCGCAGAAAUGAUGACGUAGGACAGAACCGAUCAAACAUUUUCCUAAAGAUGCCACGUCCACAUAUUUUAUUUUUGUUACAAUUAGUGUGUUAGUGUAAAACACGCCAUUAUAAACGGUCCAGAUGUAUACAAGUAAAAAAGAUCUUUAUGUAAUCCCAGUUGAGCUGGGAUCACUUGAAUCGAGAGCACAAAUCCGACGCGUCGCUUCGCUAGCAUGCUGUUUUUACUUUGCUAUAUGUGUGUACGUGCACACGGAAACGAUUUUUUUUUCCGCUCCCGUGCACCAGUGUUCUUGUAGUCGAAGUUCAUUCAUCCUUUCUUUUGUUUGCUAUGUGGGCUUUGCACAAUUGAAAAGGUGAUUGUAAAUAUCCAAGUCUUGCACAGCCUCUUAAAGAUGCACUCUGGCCUGUCGGUAUUGCGUUUCUGCUUUUCUAGUCUAGCAUUACGCUCUUGAGAUUUACAGAGGGAAAAAAAAGCAAACCAGCAACCUGUCCAAACCGUAUAUGUCUUGUAAUGACUGGUUAUUAUACAGAGCUCUAAACUGUACAGUGAAGGGUGAAGUGUUUUUCAAUUUCAAAAAACUUUAGUGUCAGUUUACUGUUCAAGGGCGUAAAAUCGGUUUUAUCUUCGCAAUGCAUCAGAGCCCGACCAUAUCUAACUUGCAUUACACUGUUACACUUCCUAUCCUGCAGCUUUCAGAUACACUGGUCCCUUUGGAUGUAAGCCACACCUAAAGACCCCAUGAAUGUUUUCUGACAACCGCAAGCUAUUGUAGAACCGGACUGCCGAAAAUAGCCAUUCUAAAGAGCAUUUGAUUGGACAAAAAAUGUGUAUGCAUCUUUAAAUGCAGGAUAAGUCGUAUUUCUGUCUAUUAUGAUUCAAAUAUGUUUAUGAAAGAUAAAUACUGUACAUUUUAAAUGUGAAUAUCUGCUUAAAAUAUUUUUGUCAACUUUUAGGAGUACAAGAGCAUAUAAAUGACCUUAAAACUAAUAGGCAGACAAAAAGCCACAAAACUCUUCAUUUUAAAUUCAUGGGAUUUUUAAAAAUUCAUGAGUAUCAUUGCACUAGAUAAAAAAAAUUAAAUCAAGUGGCUUAUAUUUUGCAAACAAACAUCUCACAAAGUGUGUUACAUUUUUAAAUAAUGAAACAUUACAGUGUUCAAAACGAAGACAAAAAGUAUACACUUUCUGAUCGUAGAUGAACUACACAUGUGGUUACUUUGCAAGGACUUAUUUGGGACUCCACUACAAAAUUAACACGAGGCAAAAUUCAUUGCAAAAAUGGCUUAGAAAAGUGAAGUUAGUUGAAGGUGUAAUAUUAUUUGUUAUGAAGAUGCAACUUGGUUUGGUGUUUUGCUAUCUAAUGCAAUGAUAUUCAAGUGUCUGAAUACUUCGUUGGGCAUCUGUCAAUCACUUACGAUUUAGCAACAUUUUUAAACAGAUUUACUGUGAAAGACUUUUCAUUGGAUUAUAUUUUAAGAGUUUGCACAUGUUUACAGUAAAUUAGUCUCUGUUUGUUUGAUGUACAUGGUCAGGAGAUACAAGGUGUUUCAUACAAGGUGCUAUAGGUGAAUCAUUGAAAAGAGUUGCAUCUCUGUCUUAUAUGAUCAGGCCUUUACCACAUCCAGCUUCACCUUCUGACUCAAACUGCUUGGCACAAAGUAACUCAUUCUCACUGCCACAGUUUUACAGGCUUUAACCUUCCAGUCUUUCCAAUCUACCUUUUUGUUGAUUCAGGAAACUGCUUCUUUUUUAAUUCCUCGGCACUACAGCGGUGCUAUGUAUUAACCUCCAAACUCUGUGACUCUGUGCCUGAUGCUUUGCUUGUCAGCCAUUGUUCAGUGUAAAACUACUUAACAGAAACAUUUAUAAGAAGUGCAGUAAAGGUUUCAAACUGCCUAAUGGUCCCCUUAACCUCAAACACAAAUAGUGAUUGUCCGUGGUACAUCAGAAAUCUUCUUUUCAUUUUCUUCAUGUUACUGCAAACACAUCUCUCGGUGAGCGCAUAACAUUGAACUACUUUGAAAAUGUUUCUUUUCAGGUGGAACAUUUGUUGGUGGAUGUUUUAUAUUUUGUACAUUUGUAAGUAACAUAUCAUGUAAAUAGAAAGAGACCACAAUUUAAUUCAUCUGGGGGAUUUUGUAGUCUUUGUAAAGCCCUAAUAAAUGGUAUUUGGUGUCA
Sinocyclocheilus rhinocerous is the source of this 9394-nucleotide messenger RNA. Its product is annotated as neuron navigator 3-like. Gene Ontology annotation, biological process: nervous system development; neurogenesis. The annotation marks the transcript as partial. NCBI's taxonomy places the organism in Eukaryota, Metazoa, Chordata, Actinopteri, Cypriniformes, Cyprinidae. Gene Ontology annotation, molecular function: ATP hydrolysis activity; ATP binding. The transcript is spliced from 38 exons. The record is from RefSeq and is a predicted model, not a curated record.